GGCUCUUUAGGUGGUGUGAUUGUUACCUGAAUUUGUUUAAAACCAUACGAGGGAGGGAGAGAACUUAUUCUCACGUUGACUCCACGCAAUAGGUUUAAUAAUUGUUAGUCUUGAUAGUACUUAUUACCUGCGUAAAUUCCGAACUAUCUUCUACAUUUAGAAAUGUUGUCUGCUCAAGAUUCGAUGCAAGAGCCUCCGAGAUUGGAUGCCCCUGCGGGGGUGUUAUAUUUAGACCAAUUUAUUGAAUCCGUUCUUAAAGUCGCCCUGCAGGAAGAGCUCCGUCAACGUGAUUUAUUCUCCUCGUUAGCCUCCCAAUGCGCGCAGCUACGGCGGCUAUUUCACGAAAUGCGCGGCCUUUCGCGAGAGCAAAGCUUUAUCAACGCAUCCUCCUCUUCACCCGCAACAAACGACUCGGGGGCUGGUAAAGAUAUCAAUACCCAUGUUAAUCGUACUAUCAUCUCGGGUCGGUUUCGUAGUAAGAUUUUAGUAAACUUUGGGAAUCAUUUCUACACGGCUGCUGUCGUGAAGGAUGCGAGCCGGGUGCGGGUGAAUAUCGGCUGUGGGGUAAUUCUCGAGAUGAGUGUCGAGGCGGCCGAGACGUUUUUGAAAAAAAAGGAAAAACUUCUUCGCGAGGCGGCGAUGCGGAAAACCAAAGAGGUGCUUCGACUUUCGUAUCGCGUGCGCGUUGUUAGCGAGGCGGUCGCACGAAUUACAAAAAAGAAUAUCGGUCUUUUACAGAACUAA
Molecule: messenger RNA, 744 nt
Organism: Phytomonas sp. Hart1
Lineage: Eukaryota; Euglenozoa; Kinetoplastea; Trypanosomatida; Trypanosomatidae
Source: the annotation of a GenBank genome assembly